AUGGCACAAUUUUUGCGAGGCAAGCAGACGGGUAUUCAAAGAGACCUUUCUGAAGGCUUGUCUCCUGAGCUAUUUGCGCUCGACGACUUCGAGCGAUGCGGUGUGAAUUCACAGAUCAGCGUGAUAGCAUACGAUCCCGUACAGUCCCUCCUCGCCGUCGGAACCAGCGAUACCCAGUUUGGAAGCGGCCAGAUCUAUGUGUUUGGGCAGGGGCGAGUGUUGCUGGUGCUUGAGCUUCCGCGCAAGGCUUCGGCCAAGUUCCUCCAGUUCUGUGCCGACAAACUUGUCAGUAUUGACUCAAAGAAUGAGAUCAGCGUGUAUUCUCUGGAAACCCGGCGUCUGGUGACUUCAUAUGCACCCCCAGGCCAGGCCACUUGCCUGGCGUCGGACUCAAGUCUUGAUUACGCCUUCAUUGGUCUUUCAAAUGGUGAUGUAAUCGCAUACGAUCUCGACCGACAGUCCUUGACUCCUUUCAAAAUCCCGAACCUUUGGCUGUCACAGAACCCACGGUCCCGCCUCUGCCCCGUGGUGUCACUCGCAUUCUCUACCAGAGACAUUGGCAAGAUCCUCGUGGGAUACCCAGAAGGUGCAGUGACAUUCACCUUUAAACAAAACAUUGCUCAAAAGUACUUCAUCUAUGAGAUCCCUGCUGGUGCGCCAGGCGGCGACCCCGGUAGGCCUUCCAGCGGCGUGCGCAGGCCCAGACUCACGGAUGCAAUUUGGCAUCCAAAUGGAAUUUUUGUCUUGACUGUCCACGAAGACACCAGUCUUGUACUUUGGGAUUCGAAAGAUGGCCGCAAACUUCAUGCUAGGACGCUCCAGGCUACAAAUAUUGACCAACCAGGUGGGGGCCGGCCAGAUCCAGAGGAAGCAACCGGGCCCAAGGAGCCUAUCACAAAAGUAACAUGGUGCGCCAAAGAAAAUCCAGACGACACGGGACUUCUGGUUGCAGGUGGAAAGCCUGUCCAGGAUGUGAACAAGGGUCUCACUUUCUUGGAUAUGGGACCAACACCUAACUAUCAGACAUCCUCUUGGCAAGUGAUCUCAGGCUAUUUUGAGCGGUCAAGAAAACACAUCAGUCUCCCAAUUCCGCCAGGUGCGAUGGCUGCAACAUAUUGUUUGAUUCCUCGCUCCUCGCCAUAUUUCGCUGGGGCCCAUGACCCGAUCGCUAUACUUGCGGUACUCUCUUCAGGCGAACUACUUAGCAUGAGUUUCCCGAGUGGCCACGCAAUCACACCCACAAAUAUGCUCCAUCCUUAUCUUACAUUUGUUCAUCCAUUUGUAAAUAAGGUCACACUGACUCCUGUUUCUCGUGAUACCUGGCUUGGGUUAAGAGAGCGCCGGGCACAAGGGCCUAAGUUCGUCUUUGGCGGUGCUGAGGCGAGGAAUCCUCUUAAACGUUAUGAGAACCGAAAUAUAGUCACUACCGCUCAUGCGGACGGUACCAUCCGCAUCUGGGACGGUGGCCACGAUGAUGAAAUUGAAAACACCGAGACAAUCCAGGUUGAUUUGGCUCGGGCAGUGGGCCGAGUUCGCAAUAUUGAAGUAACCGAGAUGUCUCUUGCGGCGAGUGGGACGGGUGAGCUGUCUGUUGGAUUGGCGAGCGGCGAGCUCGUUAUCUUCAGAUGGGGCAAUAAUGCCUCUUAUGGCAGAGAGGAGGCUCCCGGUGCCAAUCAGGGCCCUGGGCGGUUGACACCCAUCACAAACAGAACAGAUCCUGGCUUGAAGACGGGUUUGAUCCCUCUCACACUGCUGGAUAUGCAGCAAGGGCCGGUGACUGCGCUAAAGCACACCGCGGUAGGCUUUGUUGCCGCAGGCUAUGAGGGUGGAGGCUUGGUCAUUCUUGAUUUGCGAGGUCCUGCGAUCAUCCAUGUCGCACAAAUCUCCGAUUUCCUGAAGGCACCAAAGCGCAGCAGUUUCCGCAAGCCAAGUCGCUCAGAUAGUGCGCCAGCUGAGUGGCCCACUCACAUUGAGUUUGGUGUGAUGACAUUGGAAGGAGAAGAUUAUUCGAGCAUUUGCUGCUUUGUAGGCACAAACAGAGGAAAUUUGGCGACCUUCAAGAUAAUUCCAAGCGCCAAUGGAGCAUACUGUGCCGCGUACGUUGGAGUUUCUAAUGUUGAAGACAAGGUCAUCAAAAUUAUUCCCAUUGAUGCGGAUUCCGGCGGUAACGCUCUUGCCACGCCGAAUACAGUCGGCGGAUUACGGAACGGCGAGAAGAUCAACGGCGUUGUGAUCGCUGUUACAGUAUCUGGAUGCCGGAUUUUCAAGCCACCGACCGCCAAGGGCGCUCACAAAACAUGGGAUGAUUACCUCUGUGAUUCAGCCCAAGUCGUCAAGUCUGAAGGCCGAGGGUACAGUUUAGUUGGUCUCUUCGGCGAUGGAAAUGCUCGCGCAUUUUCUAUCCCAGCCCUGAAGGAUAUCGGAUCCGCUAAGAUCAGCCAAAUCGCUGACAUGCGUCGUCUUUCGGAAGCAUGCAUCACGCCCACUGGUAGUGUGAUGGCAUGGAUUGGGCCUUCACAGAUUAGCCUGUUCAACGUAUGGGGCAAAGGGUCUACAAUGGGCCUCUCUCAAGAUCGUCUUUAUGACCCAGAGAAGGUGGUACCCCCACGCCCUACAAUCACUAACAUCCAGUGGAUCUCCGGCACCCAAUAUGUCUCACCGGCUGAUAUGGACAUUCUGAUCGGAGGCCCAGAUCGUCCCCCGUCAAAGCGAAUGGUCGAACAAAUGAGAUUGACCGAGGAUGAGCAGCGCAAAGCUGCCCGAGAGGGCCGUGCAAACCAACCACAAGGUGACCAGGAAGGCUGGGGAUCAUAUAUGUCACGUCAAGUCCAGGAACGCACGGAGCGCCUUGGAAUGGUGGGCGACACGAUGGACCGCCUCGAAGAGAACAGCGGUAACUUUGCCGCAGACGUAGGCAAGUACGUCCAAAGCCAAAAGAAGAAGGCUAUCUUUGGCGCCCUCGGGUCGAAAUUCGGAUUCUAG
Penicillium verhagenii is the source of this 2982-nucleotide messenger RNA. RefSeq lists its product as uncharacterized. Gene Ontology annotation, molecular function: syntaxin binding; myosin II binding; GTPase activator activity. Bases 1 to 2982 code for a protein of 993 amino acids. Gene Ontology annotation, cellular component: cytoplasm; plasma membrane. Lineage: Eukaryota; Fungi; Ascomycota; Eurotiomycetes; Eurotiales; Aspergillaceae. Gene Ontology annotation, biological process: establishment of cell polarity; regulation of protein secretion; regulation of exocytosis. The record is from RefSeq and is a predicted model, not a curated record. The transcript has 7 exons.